Molecule: messenger RNA, 1675 nt
Organism: Trichoderma asperellum CBS 433.97
Lineage: Eukaryota; Fungi; Ascomycota; Sordariomycetes; Hypocreales; Hypocreaceae
Gene: TIF1
Product: translation initiation factor eIF4A
Molecular function (GO): RNA helicase activity; RNA binding; ATP binding
Source: RefSeq, a predicted model, not a curated record
UCGCAUUUAUCGAGAACUUCGAAUCUAGACGACUACUUUUCAGUUUAUCACACACCCGCAGCCUUCUCUCGACAGAAGACUGCCUUUUUUGCUUCCACCCCGCCCAACUUUUUCAAUAAUUUCUAGGUCGAGCUGCGCUUGAUCUAGAUUCUUUUCUUCUUCUUCAACCGCAAUCAUGGCUGACAAGGGACUCGAGGAUGUCCCCGAGGGACAGAUCGAGUCCAACUACGAUGAGACUGUCGACUCUUUCGACGACAUGAACCUCAAGUCUGAGCUCCUCCGUGGUGUUUACGCCUACGGUUUUGAGCGUCCCUCUGCUAUUCAGCAGCGUGCUAUCAUGCCUGUUAUCAAGGGCCACGACGUCAUUGCUCAGGCCCAGUCCGGUACUGGCAAGACCGCUACUUUCUCCAUCUCCGUUCUCCAGAAGAUCGACCCUGCUGUCAAGCAGUGCCAGGCUCUGAUUCUGGCCCCUACCCGUGAGCUGGCCCAGCAGAUCCAGAAGGUCGUUGUCGCUAUCGGCGACUUCAUGAACGUUGAGUGCCACGCCUGCAUUGGUGGCACCAGCGUCCGUGAUGACAUGAAGGCCCUCCAGGACGGCCCUCAGGUCGUUGUCGGUACCCCCGGCCGUGUCCACGACAUGAUCCAGCGUCGCUUCCUCAAGACCGACGCUAUGAAGAUGUUUGUCCUCGACGAGGCCGACGAGAUGCUUUCUCGUGGUUUCACCGACCAAAUCUACGACAUCUUCCAGCUCCUUCCCCAGUCCACCCAGGUUGUCCUGCUCUCCGCUACCAUGCCUCAGGACGUCCUUGAGGUCACCACCCGAUUCAUGCGUGACCCCGUUCGUAUCCUUGUCAAGAAGGACGAACUUACCCUGGAAGGUAUCAAGCAGUUCUACAUUGCUGUUGAGAAGGAGGAGUGGAAGCUCGACACCCUGUCUGAUCUCUACGAGACCGUCACCAUCACCCAGGCCGUCAUCUUCUGCAACACCCGCAGAAAGGUCGACUGGCUGACUGACAAGCUGACUGCCCGUGACUUCACCGUCUCCGCCAUGCACGGUGACAUGGACCAGGCUCAGCGUGACCUGAUUAUGAAGGAGUUCCGAUCCGGUUCUUCUCGUGUCCUGAUCGCCACCGACCUUCUGGCCCGUGGUAUCGAUGUCCAGCAGGUUUCCCUGGUCAUCAACUACGAUCUCCCCGCUAACCGGGAGAACUACAUCCACCGUAUCGGUCGUGGUGGUCGUUUCGGCCGAAAGGGUGUUGCCAUCAACUUCGUCACCGCUGACGACGUCCGCAUGAUGCGUGAGAUUGAACAAUUCUACAGCACCCAGAUCGAGGAAAUGCCCAUGAACGUUGCCGACCUGAUCUAAGCAAUAUUUCCCCGUCAUAUCCAAGUUUUUUCACCCGCUUCGGGCUACCCUUGUUGGUAUUGCGUAGCCCUGUUUAUGGUAGUUAAGGCAUUCGUGGGAGGGAAAUCGUUCCAAAAGGUGUUUUUUUGAACCUAGCUGCUGAUAGAUUCACAUUUCUAGAGGGGGCCAUCCGAGACGGCAUUUGAAAAAGCCGGUUCUCAAAAGGGGGAGGUGACUUGCAAGGGAAAAAAAGGGGGGCAGUAUUGGCUGCGUGACGAAGGCUCAGGAAGUCCUUUGCACCUUAAUGAUAUGAAGGUGCGGCGGGCAACC